AUGGAAUCUCGCGAUUCACUUGACCCUUCUACUCUUUCAGGAAUUCCUGCAGCUUUCGACCCUUACAACACCAACAGCUUCGACGACGUCGUCUUUACCACCGACACCCUGGCGCUGGACGGAGCCGACUCCCCUCUCUUUCCCGCUGAUUGGGAUCAAGAGACUCCGACUUACGACGGAGGUCUCUAUUCGACACCCCUCAAUUGGGAGGCUCCGAUCGAGACCAAAAUCGAACCGAUUCCUCCAACUCCAUACACCACCAUGAACACACUCACUCCUGCUCAGCAAGAGAAAUUGCGCAAUAUCGCAAUGCCUCAACAUCUGCAAUACCGCGGUCAGCACAGUCCGAACUCGACUGCUAGCAACAAGAGCCGCUCGAUUUCGUCUCCCGACAAUCAUGAGGAACGAAGCCGAAAGCGCAAGUCCUCUGCAGAGGCAGACGACGACGAUGAUGAUGACUCGAACCCGCCGGUCAAGAAGACGGCCCACAACAUGAUCGAGAAGCGGUAUCGCACAAAUCUGAACGAUAAGAUCGCGGCGCUGCGGGACAGUGUACCAAGUCUACGAAUUAUGAACAAGACACGAAAUGGCGAUGAGCAGGUCCUCGCCAAGGCUACGGAGUACAUUCAUCACUUAGAGAAGCGCAACAAGCGAUUACUUGAGGAGAAUUCAGAACAGAAGGCACGCCUGGCAGCAUUCGAGACCCUCUUCCGUUCUGGCUCGAUGGGCUAUACAGCACCUCCAAUGGCUAAUCCAUUCCAAUUCAAUGAGUACAACACCCCAGGGCCGUCGCCCGGCGGCCUGGAGCCUCAAGGUAUGAUUCAGGUCCCUGAUGACAUGCGAAGACUUCAUGGUCACAUGAGCCAACAACAGCCAUUCUCUGUUCCUCAAGAGCAAUACCAACCAACCCGCCCAGUGGUCCAGGGUGGAUGGCAGAACAACCCUUACUUCGGCAAGUUGAUGGUAGGAUCUCUUGCUGGCUUGAUGUUCUUCGAAGGCAUGCGCGAGGCCGAGCAAGAAGAAGACACGCCUGGUGCUCGUGGUCUUUUUGCCCUUCCAGUACACCUCCUGAGAAGCCUCAGCAAUACCAUUCACUCUCACAUGGAGAUCCGUGUUGCUGGUUACCAUGUCUCGGCUGCAAACACCAUGGCAUACUUGAAGAUCAUCUUGGUCAUUGGCGCUCUGCUUUAUGCAUUCUUACCAUCGCUUUUCGUCUCAAAGCCCAAGCCAAGCAAUGGAAAGACCCAAACCGCUUCACUUGCUGCCGCACCCUCAUUGGCCUCUCCAAUCCAAGUUCGUCGACAAGCCUGGCUUACCGCAAUCCAAACUGUCUGGGUCCCACGUCACAACUUCUUCCUUGAAGCUGCCGCUCUAUGCUUGAAGAUGGUCAAGCUUAGCCUGCGAAACAUCAUUGGUCCCGAUGGCUAUGCUUACCUCACUGGCGUUACUCAACAAGAAGAAGCUGCCCGCAUCAAAGCCUGGACUAUCGCUCUCGAUGCUCAAUUGGCUGGUGGAGAUGUUGAGGUCAGCAAGAGUCGUCUCACUCUCACAUUGCUCGCCUCCGGUACUCUGCCAGAUACACCAGCUCGUCUCAUGCUAAAGGCAUUGCACAUUCGUGUCCUUCUGUGGGAAAUUGGCAAUUGUGGCUUCAGCGGUUAUUAUCUGUUUCAGGCUGUUGCGGCCAAACUCGCACGAUGGAAGUGGAACGAAGCAAAGCAACUUCAAGUACUAGCGUCAUACACCAAGGCCAAGCAAGAGGAUGAGCUGCCACCCUAUCUUGUUACUCUUCUCGAACAAGGCUGUGAUGAUGUUCUGGCCGACAGUAUUGGUCAACGCGCUUACAACCUUGCCUGGAACCUACCAACAACACAUGACACUGAUAGCCGUGGUGGCAGCGGUAUGGAUGGCGUCGUUGAUGACCACGCAAUCCGUAGCCCUCUGGACGCUGUCGCAGCCUGGUACUCAAGUCUUGUUCUUCAGCAAGCUCUUGCCCGAAGCCUCACCCCUGAAGGUGAAAAGGAUUCUAAGAAAGACCUUGCGGCUGAUAUCACUCUUGCCAUUAGAACAGCACCGAUUGGCUCUGCCGCACAAGCACGAGCUCUGGUAGCAUUUUCCGUUCUGAUUCAAAAGGAACGAGGACGCAACAUUGCCACCGCCAUCAAGGCUCUCACUCCGUUGGAGAACCAAGACAAAAAGCCCUCAAACUUGGUCAACACGAGCACUUCAACGGUUGGCUUUCCUGAUAUCAAGAUGUCCUUGAGUUGCGCAAUGGCAAUGGCACACAUGGUGCGCUACCCAGUUCCGCUAAAUCCUAAGCCAGCUCAUGAGAUCAUUGCCACUAUUCGCCCUACCAAUAUGACUCUUCUUGGCUUCACUUCUGCAUUCAGACUUAUGGAGACUAUCGAGGGUCACACUUUGGUCGCCGCCAGUUGCACCAAUGCUCUGGAAGGUUUGGCAGGUGCACUUAGAAUCUGGGUUGGCGGUAAGGACGGCGAACAAAACUGCCUUGACAAGGAAGUCAAGCAUGCCAUUGUCGAACGUUGCUUGAGCAUCCAGAAGCGAAUUGUCGGCAUGGAGGACGCUGGUUAUGAGAGCAGUGAGUAUCCCUGA
Mollisia scopiformis is the source of this 2610-nucleotide messenger RNA. RefSeq lists its product as uncharacterized. Bases 1 to 2610 code for a protein of 869 amino acids. Gene Ontology annotation, molecular function: protein dimerization activity. The transcript is spliced from 4 exons. The record is from RefSeq and is a predicted model, not a curated record. NCBI's taxonomy places the organism in Eukaryota, Fungi, Ascomycota, Leotiomycetes, Helotiales, Mollisiaceae. Gene Ontology annotation, biological process: SREBP signaling pathway; positive regulation of transcription by RNA polymerase II.